Messenger RNA from Theobroma cacao (cacao), 1583 nucleotides. RefSeq lists its product as uncharacterized. NCBI's taxonomy places the organism in Eukaryota, Viridiplantae, Streptophyta, Magnoliopsida, Malvales, Malvaceae. The record is from RefSeq and is a predicted model, not a curated record. Gene Ontology annotation, cellular component: membrane.
CUUGACCAUGUUUUGACAAGAUUUUCUUUCUCUUUGAUAGGAACAACUUCCAGUUCCAGGUUCCAAAACAGGUGAAGUCGAGAAGUUGGACUUUGUAUGCAACUCUACUCAUUCACUCUUUCAGUUGAAUCAAAGAAGCAUAGAUUCAACAUGUCCCUCACUUUAAGGCUCAGUCCCUUCCUUUCUCCACCACAAAACCAUCUGAAAUUCACAUUCAGACCCCACCCAUCCAAACCCACAGUUCUUUCACCAAAAAAAUUCACUUCUCCGCCUACAAUAAAGUGUGUCCGGGGGAACUCUGAACAUCUUCCUCUCACUCCAGCAAAACCCAGAUUGGAAAACGUGUUAUCUACCGCUGCAAGCUUGUACCCUCUGUAUGUGACAGUUGGUGGCAUUGUGGCUUGCUUGCAACCGUCGACUUUUUCAUGGUUUGUUAAGAGAGGACCUGGUUCAUAUAGCUUGACACUUGGGCUAAUUAUGUUGGCUAUGGGUCUCACUUUGGAACUCAAGGACUUGCUCAAUUUGUUCAUCCAAAGGCCUCUUUCUAUUCUGUUUGGAUGUGUUGCUCAGUACACAAUUAUGCCAACUUUUGGGAUGGUUAUUAGCAAGACUCUGGGGCUUUCACCAUCUCUUUCUGUUGGUUUGAUUUUACUUGCUUGUUGCCCUGGAGGUGCUGCAUCAAAUGUGGUGACCUUAAUUGCUCGAGGGGAUGUUCCACUAUCAACUGUACUGACUGUUUGCACGACUCUUGGAGCAGUGAUUGCCACUCCUCUUUUGACUAUGAUUCUGGCAGGGACUUAUGUUCCUGUGGAUGCUGUUGGACUUUCCAUCAGUACCCUGCAGGUGGUGGUUGCUCCGGUUCUGCUAGGUUCUUAUAUACAGAGCUCAUUUCCUGUGGUGGUGAAAAUUGUUACACCAUUUGCCCCAUUAUUUGCUGUUUUAGCUUCAUCACUACUUGCAUGCAGUGUUUUCUCAGAAAAUGUUGUUCGUCUUAAGUCCUCAAUGGUUAAUGCAACAUUGGCUUCUGAUGCCACUUCAAUCGAUCGCCUCCAAUCAAUAUUAUCUGGAGAGCUUGGUGCUGUAAUACUUUCUGUGCUGUUAUUACAUUUUGCUGGUUUCCUUGUGGGGUAUUUAUCAGCAGCAAUAUGUAGAUUCAGAGAACCAGAGCGGCGAGCAAUUUCAAUUGAGGUUGGCAUGCAAAAUUCUGCCUUGGGUGUGGUAUUGGCAACAUCCCAUUUCACCUCUCCAGUGGUAGCAUUGCCCCCUGCCAUGUCCGCGGUGAUUAUGAAUAUAAUGGGAAGCAGUUUGGGCUUCUUUUGGAGACAUAUUAAUCCUUCUGAUCCAGGGACUAGUCAGGAACUUGAUGAAAAGUGAAGACGAACCCCACUUAUUCUCUUUUUGUGUAUCACCUGGGGAAGCUUCAUUCAUUGGAGUUUAGCCACUUGAUCUGGUAAGCAUUUUAAUAUCGCAAAAACAGUCUUUUGAUACAUCUUACUCAAAACUCUGUACCUCUUUUGUUGGAUAAGAUGAUGAAAUCCCGUUGAAUUUUUAAGAUAGAUAUCUAUAUUUAAGUUUGCAGAAUA